Messenger RNA from Populus nigra (black poplar), 2317 nucleotides. RefSeq names its product probable hexokinase-like 2 protein. Gene Ontology annotation, biological process: intracellular glucose homeostasis; glycolytic process; glucose 6-phosphate metabolic process. NCBI's taxonomy places the organism in Eukaryota, Viridiplantae, Streptophyta, Magnoliopsida, Malpighiales, Salicaceae. Gene Ontology annotation, molecular function: mannokinase activity; D-glucose binding; glucokinase activity. The record is from RefSeq and is a predicted model, not a curated record. Bases 767 to 2278 code for a protein of 503 amino acids. The transcript is spliced from 9 exons. Gene Ontology annotation, cellular component: mitochondrion; cytosol.
AAAUAACUAUUUUAUUUUUUUAAAAUUUAUUAUUUGUUUUGAACUAACAUGUUUUUAUUUAAAAUCAAUGUUAAAAUAAAAUUUUCAUUGUCUUCAUUGCUGUUAUCAUCCUACUAUUGUUACCGUCAAUAUUAUUGUUAUUAUAUUCUUUCAUUAUCACCGCUUCCAGAUUAUCAAUGGAAAAUAACUAUUUAUUUUUAUAAAAUUUAUUAUUUGUUAACAUUUUCUCCUCUAUAUAGUAUAUACAUAACUAGCCGUUCAAAGAGUAAUUUAUACUUUAAUAAUAUGUGAAAAAAAUUUUGUUCACAUAAUAAACACUUCAUGUUGACUGCUAGUUUAAUCGAUUUAAUAAUAUACUCUUAACAAAUUGAAUGCCACACAUCAAAUUAUAAACAUUUUUUCCAAUAUUUUCCCUUCUCCUUUUAAGGAUUGUAAAAUGACUGAACUUUUUGGAUGAUUCACUAAGAGUGGCCCAAAUCCAUCACUAGGCACGCACCAAGGAAAUGUGGAUUAGACUCAGCAAGAAAUCCCACUAAACACAUCCAGUGAACUUGGGCUUCAGCCGUAAAAAGGUAUGUAUAGCAACAACAAAAAAUCACUCAGUCGCUGUAAUCAUCCACGUUACUCGUUCCUCCCUGCAUGAAAAACGGAUUGCAGUUAAUUCUUGAUGCUGUUCCCAUCCUCGUGAAACGACGCUGUCACGAAGCCAACCCUGUAGAUUCAAUCUGACGAAAAUAAAACGUUUUUGAAAGACAAUCGAGGAGAAAUGAGGAAGGAAGCGGUGGUGUUGGCAACAGUGACAACAGUGGCAGUCGUAGCUGUAUUGGUGAGGCAAUACUCAUUAAAAAAACAAAGACAAUGGAAGCAAACACAGCGCAUUUUGCGUAAAUUUGCAAGGGAAUCUGCCACUCCUGUACCCAAACUUUGGGAAGUGGCUAAUGCAUUGGUUUCUGACAUGCAAGCAUCUCUUGUUUCUCAGGAGGAAACUAGUACCCUCAACAUGCUUGUUUCCUAUGCUGCCUCACUACCAAAAGGGGAUGAGAAGGGGCUGUACUAUGGGUUGAAUUUGCGAGGAACCAAUUUUUUAAUUUUGUGUGCUCGACUUGGUGGGAGAAAUGAGCCUAUUUCUGAUUUAUAUAGGAAGGAAAUUUCCAUACCCCCCAAUGUGUUGUCUGGUACCUCUCAGGAGUUAUUCGACUACAUUGCUGUGGAGCUAGCAAAGUUCGUUUCAGAGCAUCCCCCAGAUGAUACUCUUGAUGCGCCAGAAAGGGAAAAGAAACUGGGCUUCACUGUGUCAUAUCCGGUGGAUCAAGCUGCAGCUAGCUCCGGCUCUGCUAUUAAAUGGAAGAGCUUCCCAGCUAAUGACACAGUUGAGAAAGCAUUGAUCAAUGAUAUCAAUCGAGCUUUGGAAAAGAAUGGUCUCAAGUUCCGUGUUUUUUCACUGGUUGAUGAUACUGUAGGAAAUUUGGCUGGAGGUAGAUACUAUGACAACGGCAUUGUGGCUUCAGUUACUCUGGCCAUGGGUUCAAAUGCUGCUUAUGUUGAACCAAAUGAAGCGGUUCCUAAAUGGCAAGGGCCAAUGCCAUCAUCCAAUUUGGGCGAGUUGGCAAGUAUUGAAUUAAGAUUAUCGAUACUAAUUUAUGAAGUUAUCAACACGGAAUGGGGAAACUUCAAUUGCUCAAACCUUCCAGUGACUGAAUUUGAUUCUAGUUUAGAUUCAGAAAGCUCAAACCCUGGUUGCAGGAUCUUCGAAAAGCUUACUUCAGCCAUGUACCUGGGAGAAAUUGUUAGAAGAGUCUUGCUGAAGAUGGCCCAGGAAACAGCACUCUUCGGAGACGUCGUCCCUCCAAAACUAGCUACUCCAUACCAACUAAGGUCACCUGACAUGGCUGCUAUGCAUCAAGAUACAUCAGAGGAUCAUGGUGUGGUUGGUGAGAAGCUGAAGGAAAAUCUUGGGAUCACAAAUUCUACUCCAAUGGUAAGGGAGGUAGUGGCUGAGGUUUGUGACAUCGUUGCGGAACGCGGUGCCCGUCUUGCUGGAGCAGGCAUUGUGGGAAUCAUAAAAAAGCUUGGAAGAAUUGAAAGCAGAAAAAGUGUAGUAACUGUGGAAGGUGGACUUUAUGAGCAUUAUAGAGUCUUUAGAAACUAUCUCCAUAGCAGUGUCUGGGACAUGCUGGGCAGUGACCAUUCAGAUAAUGUAGUAAUUGAACAUUCUCAUGGUGGUUCUGGAGCUGGAGCUGUCUUCUUAGCUGCUUGCCAAAACACAAAAUCUUCUUGAUUCCUAGCUCAUACCUGGAUUUACGAAAUUACAAGGUGU